GGCCGGCCAGACCCCGCCGCCCAGACCUCCAGCGCUGCCCGCCGCCCCACGUGACCGCGCCGACCCUCGCUUCCCAGCUCCACAGCAGCCCGCUCGUCAUGGCCCGCUUCGCAGCCCUCUUCUUAGCCCUGCUGGCGGGAGCUCACGCCGAGAUUCCCGGCUGCAAGAUCCGCAUCACCUCCAAGGCGCUGGAGUUGUUGAAGCAGGAGGGACUGCGCUUUCUGGAGCAAGAGCUGGAGACUAUCACCAUUCCGGACCUGGGAGGCAGAGAGGGCCACUUCUACUACAACAUCUCCGAGGUGACGGUCACAGAGCUGCAGCUGACAUCCUCUGAGCUCCAUUUCCAGCCAGAGCAGGAGCUGGUGCUGCAAACCAGCAACUCCUCCUUGGGGCUGCGCUUUCGGAGACAGUUUCUCUACUGGUUCAUCUAUGAUGGGGGCUAUAUCAAUGCCUCUGCCCAGGGUAUAUCCAUCCACACUGCUCUGCAGCUCUCCCGAGACCCCACUGGCCGAAUCAAAGUGGCCAACGUCUCCUGCCAGGCCUCUGUCUCCAAGUUGUACGCAGCCUUCGGAGGAACUUUCAGGAUGGUGUAUGACAUCCUCUCCACAUUCAUCACCUCAGGGAUGCACUUCCUCCUCAACCAGCAGAUCUGCCCAGUGAUCUACCAUGCAGGGACGGUGCUGCUCAACUCCCUUCUGGACACUGUGCCUGUACGAAGUUCUGUGGACCAUCUCGUUGGCAUUGACUACUCCCUCCUGAAGGACCCCGUGGUCUCCACCAGCACUAUGGACAUGGACUUCCGGGGGGCCUUCUUUCCGCUGGCCCAGGGGAACUGGAGCCUGCCUAACCAGGCAGUGGAGCCCCAGCUGCAGGACGAGGAGCGGAUGGUGUACGUGGCCUUCUCUGAAUUUUUCUUUGACUCAGCUUUGGAGAGCUACUUCCAGGCGGGGGCCCUGCAGCUGUCGCUGGUGGGGGACAAGGUGCCCCACGACCUGGACAUGCUGCUGAGGGCCUCCUACUUUGGGAGCAUUGUCCUGCUGCAGAGCCCUGCAGUGCUAGACUCCCCGCUGAAGCUGGAGCUGCGUGUUGUGGCACCACCGCGCUGUACCAUCAAGCCCUCCGGCACCACCAUCUCUGUCACGGCCAGUGUCACCAUCGCCCUGGUCCCACCCAACCAGCCCGAGGUCCAGCUGUCCAGCAUGAUCAUGGACGCCCGUCUCAGUGCCAAGAUGGCCCUCCGGGGGAACGCGCUGCGCGUACAUCUGGACCUGCGCAAGUUCCGAAUCUACUCAAACCAGUCUGCACUGGAGUCCCUGGCACUGAUCCCGCUACAGGCCCCUCUGAAGACUAUGCUGCAGUUUGGGGUGAUGCCCCUGCUCAAUGAGCGGACCCGACGUGGGGUGCAGAUCCCACUACCCGAGGGGAUGGACUUUGUGCGAGAGGUGGUGACGAACCACGCGGGCUUCCUCACCAUUGGGGCUGACCUCCACUUUGCCAAAGGGCUGCGAGAGGUGAUUGAGAAGAACCGGCCUGCGAACAACAUGGACUCCGGGAUACCCAGUGCCCCACCACCUUCCACAGCAGCUGUCUGAACCCUCAACCCCGCCCCUGGCAGUUGCAUUCAGGACCAAUGCCUCUUAUCCCCUCCUUCACCCCCUCACAGCUUACAGUACCCUCUUUAACCCCCAGUGCCACAGAGAAGAAGAGGUUGUAAGUGGUACCAAAUUUAAUUCCAUAAUCACACUCAGUCCAUCAAUUACAGUCCGUCCAACCUCCCA
Molecule: messenger RNA, 1778 nt
Organism: Eptesicus fuscus (big brown bat)
Lineage: Eukaryota; Metazoa; Chordata; Mammalia; Chiroptera; Vespertilionidae
Gene: PLTP
Product: phospholipid transfer protein
Exons: 16
Coding region: 99-1592 (497 amino acids)
Biological process (GO): ceramide transport; high-density lipoprotein particle remodeling; phospholipid transport
Molecular function (GO): phosphatidylglycerol binding; phosphatidylcholine intramembrane carrier activity; phosphatidylethanolamine binding
Source: RefSeq, a predicted model, not a curated record